AUGGGUUGGGGCUGCCUGUGGCUGAGUAUGAGUAGAUGGAGGUGGAGAUGGGGUAUUGAUCGGAGCUGCCUGUGGCUUCGGUGCUGCUGUCACAUCACUGUCCCCAAACAUUGGCGGCAUCCAUUUUGGAAGCUCAUUUCCCUUUCCCGUAAACCCCAUGGGGAAAAACCCCCAGCAGCAGUAAUAAGCCUCGGACCCCGGCACCAUGGGCGGCAUAGAAAGGAUUGGGGUGGCCGUGAAAGACCUCCUGCAGUUCUCGUUAUCACACCUCACGCAGCAGCCCUCGUAAACCCUUGGGUACUCGAACAGAUUGUAGCAAUAAGGGCAUGCCGUCCAGAAGUUCCCCGCCAAGCUAGGGUUUGCGCUGGCGGUCUCCUUCACUCCAGCACCGGCACCUCCGUCGGCGGCGGCGGCAGCGGCGGUGGAGCCUUCGCAGGCGCCGCCUGUACCUCUCGCGCUGCGGCGGACGGGAAGCUUCUGGCCGCCUUUUUGGUUGGAUCUGAGAGCACGGCCCACGAGUCCGCUACUAGCCGGAAAGCAGAGUCGGAGAAGGGGAACUUGUUCUUGUCCGGGUGGAGGAGGAGCGCGAGCCGCCGGUACUGCUUCUUGAUCACAUCGGCUUCCUCGGUCCGCUGCGGGAUCUGGAGAACGGCGUACCAAUCCGGCUGGCUAAUGCUGAGCCGCUUCCACAGCCAGGAUCUGAUCGGAGCCCUCGAGCAACGGCUCCGUCUCCUGAGCCAGAAUGGCGAAGUCCCUGCAGCCGCCGUAGUCCUUGUUACGGAGGAGCUUCUCGGCGAUGCCAAGGAGACGCUCCGCUUCAGCUCGGCUCGUCUCCAUUGUUGGCUCCUCUUUUGUUCUUUUGGUCAGAUUUGUUUUCCGAAAUUUAGGAAUUUAACAAUGUAUUGA
Messenger RNA from Striga asiatica, 906 nucleotides. The record is from the annotation of a GenBank genome assembly. NCBI's taxonomy places the organism in Eukaryota, Viridiplantae, Streptophyta, Magnoliopsida, Lamiales, Orobanchaceae.